Messenger RNA from Nothoprocta perdicaria, 1853 nucleotides. RefSeq names its product glucosamine-phosphate N-acetyltransferase 1 (gene GNPNAT1). Gene Ontology annotation, molecular function: monosaccharide binding; glucosamine 6-phosphate N-acetyltransferase activity. The transcript has 5 exons. The coding region runs from base 90 to 662 and encodes 190 amino acids. The record is from RefSeq and is a predicted model, not a curated record. NCBI's taxonomy places the organism in Eukaryota, Metazoa, Chordata, Aves, Tinamiformes, Tinamidae. Gene Ontology annotation, cellular component: endoplasmic reticulum-Golgi intermediate compartment; endoplasmic reticulum; Golgi apparatus. Gene Ontology annotation, biological process: UDP-N-acetylglucosamine biosynthetic process.
UAAAAUUAAAUAAUUGCUGAUUAAAAUGAUGUUAAAGCAGCCCGUGCCCUCURAGUCCUGCGGUGUCUUGCAGAGUGCCCGUCGCAGCCAUGAUGCCCGUGGCAGCCGUGAUGCCCGACGACACGCCGAUGUUCGACCCCAGCAUCCUGCACGAGCUCGACUGGAGCGAGAACACGGCCACCUUCUCCCCGGCCAUUUCUCCGCUGGACCCGGGAGACGGGCUCGUUAUGAGACCGCUCUGCACAGCCGACUUAAACCGGGGCUUUUUCAAGGUUCUGGGCCAGCUGACUGAGACCGGAGUUGUAAGCCCAGAGCAGUUUAUCAAAACAUUUGAGCACAUGAAGAGAUCUGGAGAUUACUAUGUCACUGUUAUAGAAGAUAUCAAUCUUGGGCAGAUUGUUGCUACGGCAACACUGGUUAUAGAGCAUAAAUUCACUCACUCCUGUGCAAAGAGAGGAAGGAUAGAAGACGUAGUAGUGAGUGGGGAGUGCAGAGGAAAGCAGCUUGGUAAACUAUUAACAUCCACCCUUACGUUGCUCAGUAAAAGGCUGAACUGUUAUAAAAUUACUCUCGAGUGUCUGCCAAAAAACGUGGCUUUCUACAAGAAGUUUGGCUAUUCAGUAUCUGAAGAGAAUUACAUGUUUCAACGGUUCUUUAAUUAAGAACUUAGAGUCUUUUUCUUCGUUAAGGACUGUUGGUGGAGGAGCUUGUGCGACGAACAUUCUCUUUGUGGAAAAUUUAUAUAGUUCAUUGCUGCAAAUAUAACAAUCUCUAUAAAUACUCAACGUCAAGAUGUGUAAAACCUGCAAAAAACCUUACUGACAUUUUAGGAGGGUUCUCUGGGGUAGGAAAUGAGCUCUUAGAACUAAUUUUUACUACUGUUCGGUCAAAGUGAAGCUUUUUUUGUUCUAGCUGGGUUACAGAGGAUCUUGUUAAGGGGAUGGUUUUUAACCAAAGGUAUAUAUUUUUAUCUCAAAUUUUUUCUUGCCUUGUAUUUUUCUAAAGUUUUGCGCUUCUUUUCUCGGUAGCCAAAGUCCAGGUCAUGGGAUUGUGCUCCUCUCUGUACUUCACUGAUGGAAGAUGGGACUUGUGGGGACGCUUCUCUUGCGCAGCAUCAGGGAUGUGGAAUGGGAAUUUGGUGGGUUCUUUCCACGAAACCUCACUUGAGUGCGGUUGAUGUUCGUGUACCUGAAGUUUUAUAGGCACUAUAUUCCAAAAUUGAACUUMUGGCAAGCACUGGUAGGGGAGAUCCUUACAGGUUGUACAAAAGCAAACACUUGGGAGUGUAAAUGGAUGCAACUUAAUACUGCUGGGGCCCUGCACUUUAGCUGAUAAUUUACUAUAUUUUUCAGGGUAGUUACUUGUUUUCUGACAAAACAAACCCAUGGUUUGUGGCAGGGCAAAGGUACCUGAGAAACUGGAAUGUCUGACAGGCAGAAUAUAUCCCGUUUUAGUGGGGAAUCUCAUUAAGAUUCCAGGGGGGUGGGAUUUGGGACUGGCAGUUGAUGCCUGUGAAAAGCAGUAAAGCCUUGGCCUUCACUGACCACCCCUGGCCAACGUGCUGUACUUGAACUCCUCGGGGCCAGGGCCACGGUGGUUUUGCUGGUAACCACUUGGGCAUUUUGCACUGCCAGCUGGCAGAGCAAUCCCAGACCCUGGUCCCGAGGGAUUGCUGCUGCUUAGGAGCAUCCCUCUCGCUAUAAUGUUGGGAAAAUUCUUUUAGCACUUUUGCCACUGCUGGCAAGCAAAUAAUGUACAAAGCCCUUGUUUCAACAGUAGUGUUUUGUGUGAAGAGAAUGACAAAUCCUGCAUCUCUGAAUAGGGCAUUAUAUAAAUACAUGAAGGUUUGUCCA